Messenger RNA from Strongylocentrotus purpuratus (purple sea urchin), 1536 nucleotides. Its product is annotated as COP9 signalosome complex subunit 7b. Lineage: Eukaryota; Metazoa; Echinodermata; Echinoidea; Camarodonta; Strongylocentrotidae. The transcript has 8 exons. The record is from RefSeq and is a predicted model, not a curated record. Gene Ontology annotation, cellular component: COP9 signalosome. Gene Ontology annotation, biological process: COP9 signalosome assembly. The coding region runs from base 42 to 953 and encodes 303 amino acids.
UUUCAUUGAAGUGGACAAGUUUCCUUAGUGCGCAUGCGUACAUGCUGUGCACUGGACCGAUUUUGUGCACUCCUUGUCACCCGACUACAUUAUUCGAAAUUGUUCCAAACAGGUUAGGCAUCUGCCGUGCUUCCUCAGUCAUGAACAACAAGUCAAGCUUGAACAGCCCCUGCUCCCUGGAGCAGUAUCUCCUCCUAGCGAAGACAGCCAAGGGCGCAGCCAUGGUGGCUCUUAUCAAGCAGUGUGUGGAGGCGCCGGGGGUCCAUGUCUUUGGAGAGCUUCUAGAAAUGCCAAACGUUACUGAGCUUGCUGAUGGACCUAAUGUAAAUUAUGUAGAACUCUUGAACCUUUUUGCCUUUGGAACUUAUAGUGAUUAUUUAGCUAAUGUUGACAAAUUCCCGGAAUUAACAACGCCCAUGGGUUGCAAGUUAAGGCAUCUCACUAUCGUGUCGUUAGCUGCCAAAUGUAAGAGAAUACCCUACGCUGUGCUCCUCCAAGAGCUUGAUUUGAAGAACCUCAGAGAGUUAGAAGACCUUAUCAUUGAGACCAUAUACUCAGAGAUCAUCCAGGGCAAACUGGACCAGAAGAAUCAACUCUUAGAAGUCGAAUACACCAUCGGGCGAGACAUCAGGCAAGAUGCCAUCACUGAUAUCGUUGGCGUUCUACAGGAAUGGUGUGAUGGUUGCGAAACAAUGCUGAACAACGUUGAGGAGCAGAUCCAUCGAGCGAACAAACAUAAAGAAAACUGCUUUAAGGUCAAAUCACAGAUAGAAACAGAGGUGGUUAACAUCAAGAAAGCCAUCAAAGCGUCGUCAGUGGCGCAGGAAGGCGACGAAGCGGACAUGGGCGUCGACACAAGAGAGAUGGAGGCGCAGUCCAUGAAACCCUCCAAGAAACCGUCCAAGAUGAAAGGUUUGAGAGGUAGUGGAAAAUUCUGGACGAAGUCAAACUGAGGAGCGAGCCCAACGUUUGGGAGUGUGCCAUCGUCGCCCCCGGCAACAUGAUCGCAUCCUCCCGAAAGACACUGAACAGAAAGGCUUUGAUUUCAGGGACUGUAUUUUCAGCCUCAUCAUGCUGGAGUCUGGAGAAGAUGUAUAUAUAUAUUAUGAUAUCCAUUUUGUGAACAUCGGAGUUGGGGUGGGCGUGGCUGAGAUGGUCGUAUGGAGGACAGUUGGUCACCAUGGAAACUCCUCAGCUAGUUUUGGAACCCGUCCAUGCUUCUAGACCACGUUGGGGGAAAACAUACUUUUUAUUUUGAUUGUACAACACAUGAUCCAGGGGCAAUUACUCCGUGGUUAAGCUCAUUUGCUACUUGAAUUCCUGGAUGCACUUUUUCUUAGACCAAGCUCUUACCCUAAACCUAAGCUAACCUUUUUUGCUUCAAUCCAAUGUAUGUCUGUAAGACUAGGAUUAUUCAUUAAUUUUGAAUACAUGUGCAUGCAACUGCAUCGCGUUAUCAAAUUCAACUGCAUCCUUCCGUGUAGCAAGGAGAAGGUGUGGUUCAGAAAGAAAAUUCAAUCCACUUAAAAAAAAAAA